GAGCACGCGCUUUAUCUGGAUCUCAUCAUAAUACCAUACCGGUCGAUGUUUGGCUGUUUUGAAGAAGAAAAGAAAAAACUGUUUCUUGAACCUGUAGGACGGAAUUGUUCCAUAUUGGAGUUUUCAGAUGCCUUCAAGGGACAAUGCCAUUCCUCUGCCCAUACGCGAUCCUCACUCCUGAAUGCUGGUCCUUGCUUGGCAUGAGCGACAUAUAAACAGCUGGUGUGAGUGUGUUUAGAAAGUCUUUAAUCAACCUGCAGUCGGUGUGUGGAGGACAAAUGGCCAUAAGGCGUCCAGCUCACAGCGCGCGCACAUUCCUGUGAUGUGGUUCUGUUUCACUUUGCGGAGCUUUUGUGCGGCUGAAGCCGGACAUUCAUCCCGACCGGACACAGUUUGAGGAGUUACACGGUUUCCUUUCAUUGUUGUGUGUGUGUUUCACGACUCUGACCACCGCGGUGUCAAUGAUGACUGAGAACAAUGAGAUGGAGCGCGAGCUGCAGCGCUCUCCAAGCACCAUGUCCAUCCAACCGAUGUCAUCCAAGCUCCAGAGACUAAAACGCUCACUGUCCUUCAAGACCAUCAUGCGAAGCAAAAGCGUGGAGAACUUCUUCCAGAGGUCCUACAGCGACGCUCGCCUGCCCCCGGAUUUCAUCACCGACCCGCCGCCCCCUUCUCCCCCGCUGCCGCCCGGCUCGCCUCUACUCGGCGACCGCUCACCGUCCAUUUCGCCGUCUCUCAGCCCCAACCCCUCCAUCGCCUCCCACUCCCCCUCUCUCAGCCUUUCCCCGUCGCUGCCCACCAAGCCUCCGCGGCCUCAGAUCACCCACUGUUUCCAGGACCAUGUCUUUCGCAGGCCCACCAACUGCCAGCACUGCAAGCACAUGAUCGUGGGAAACUCCAAACAGGCUCUGCGGUGUAAAACAUGCAAGAUGGCUGCUCACCUCUGGUGCACCUCAGAACUAUCGCAGCAGCAGUGCCACGGGAAGUCCGGAGCGUUCAAGCGAAACUUCAGCUCGCCGAUGCUCGUCAACGACCAACUGUCUGUCGUCAAGGAAGUUCAACCGAGCCAAGAGGCCGUGCGGCUGCGUGUAGAUCCUGUGUAUGCCGCCUUGCGCUUUGGGACAUCUUUGGCACAGAUGAGCCGUUCCAGUUUGUCAGAGUCGCCGACACGCAGCCUGGGCGAGGGAGGUGAGGAGAUGCAGCAGAGACAGUACAGCAUGGAGGAAGAGAUAACUCAGGAGACGGGGGAUAUCCCUGUCCCCGAAGUCGAGAUCGAGGAGGAGGAGGAAGAGAGCUGCAGCGAAGCUCCGACUCCUGCAGAAGCCCAGACCCCUGCGGAGGAGAGCAGUGUGAUGGUGCCCAAGCGCAUUGACGUUCACUCCAUCCACACCUAUGUAGCGCUCUACAAGUUUCUGCCUCAGGAACAGAAUGACCUGGAACUUCAGCCCGGGGAUCGCGUGCAGGUCACCGACGACUCGAACGAAGAGUGGUGGAAGGGCAAGUGUGGCGACAAAGUCGGCUUCUUCCCGGCUAACUUUGUGCAGAGGGUCCGGCCAGGAGAGAGAGUGUGGCGGGUGGUCCAAGGCCUCCCCGGCAGCCGAGAGAGAGGCCACAUGGCCGUGAGGGAAUCCCAGAUCUGCGUUGGAAAGCAGGACGACGGCGAGGUGUUUCUGAAGCUGAGCAGCGGAAAGAAGAGAGGCUUGGUCCCAGCUGACUCCAUAGAGGAGAUCUGAGCCUCAGCUCCUUCCCCUUCUCCUUUCCCCUGUGAGGCACUCGCAUCCAGACGACCACCAUCACCCUCCCUCUACCCUGCCGCAGCCUCUCCAACCGCUCCUGCUGACUAAACGAACAAAGAUAAACUGGACCACAAACACACACACUUCUUUAAAGAGCUGGGACCUGAUGAACACAUGGUUUCCAAUUGAUUUACUGUCUCUAAAAGAGUGUGGAGUUACGCAGAAGUCCUGCUCUUAGAAAGGAACCUGUUUCUCAGCAGUCUAGUGUUUAUCUUUCCAAUACACAACAAAAAUCAAUGUAAAAAAACACGCUUUAAAUAUGCUCGCCAGACGACUUUUCACAUUUACGUUUAUUCUCAUCAAAAAGAUGUGGGAGGAAACCGAGUCCUCUCAUGGGAACAUGAUGUCGGCGUCCUCUCCUCGUUCCGGCCCACUCCGGCCGUGUGUUUCAUCCCUUUCUGCUCGUGUCAGGGUCUCCGGCCUGAGGACUGGUAUCACCUUCAUGAUACCAACGCUGCCAGUCAGAGAAAGCUGCCCUCAUCCAGGGAAGAGAGGAGAGGAAGAUGAAAGGAAGAGACCUGGUAUGCUCGGCAGUGUCAGGCUGAGUUAGAACUGCACUUGCCAACUUGAGAGUUAAGAAAGGAGAAGACUUUCAAAAGAAAAGUGAAGGCUCCGGGGAUCUUUUCACGGAAAACUCAAAGACGUUCCCCCGUUGACUUUUCCAGUUUAGCAUAACUAUAAGAAAAUAUGUGACGGCAUACUUCUUCCUGCUAAGUGAGCAGGAAUCAGCCGACAGAAGGUUUUUUCUUGAAAGUGUUUUUCCUGGCCUUUUUUUUGGGACUGAUGGCAUAUCCAUGCUGGAAUAUAUAUUUUAGUGGGACGUAUCUUGUUUUAAUUUAAGAUGAGGAGGAAUCCAAAAGGGAGAUGAAACUCGAGAGUAUCCAGCGCGUUUGGCUGGUUGUUGAGACAUUAAGCGAGACCCUCUCCGUGAAGCUGUCCUCACAUAAAGGAGCUCGAGGGGCAUGAAAACCAAGAGCUGCAGCGGGUGUUGCAAAUGUCGCUCCGCGUUAUUACACAACUUCACUGGAGCAGGAACGGUGGGAAAUAAACUGCGGCCAGUCUUCCAGAAAGAACAACACACUGGGGAUCUCCGGACCGUGACAAGGAGUCUGACUUUCACUGACAGCUUGGAGGAAGACGCAGGAGAACAGUGGGAGGAGGAGGUGCAGGGAGAGCAAUGACAUCAGUGUCGAACCAUUAUGCGUCAGUGUGUGCAUGCAGGUAGUGUUGUACCCACGAGGGCACAAGUCAUCAUCGAUAAAAUGUCAGCCUGUCAUCCUCAUCGUCUGCUCCUCGUUUGACCUCCCUCUUACUGUCUUUUAUUGAGACCGCUGUUCAGCUAUGACAUAGAAAAGCAAAGGUAUUCUUUUUUUUGUUGCAUUUUUGAUGGUUCAGUCCAUCGAUUCGUUCACCCAUUCUUUAAAAGGAGAGUCCCGGAGAGAGAAUACGCUCACUGUGUCGUGGACGUGUGUCACGGAGAUGUUGGUUUAACCCUCCUGUUACCUUAGGGUCAAUUUGACCCCAUUCAAUGUUUAACCCUCCUGUUACCUUUAUAUUUACUGACAUAUUUGACCCCAGCAAUUAAAACCUCCAGAAAAUUAUUAGAAUUAAUAUUGUUUCCCAAGUUUAAGUGUGAGGUACUUUAUGUUUGUUUGUACCUAAAUAUAUAAAAAAGUUGAUAUUUCUUAUAUGUUUGACACAGUGAAAAACAGCCUGGGGUCAAAUUGACCCGAAAGAACACCGACGUUAAACAUUGAAUGGGGUCAAAUUGACCCGAAGGUAACAGGAGGGUUAAAGCAGCCGUAGACAGAGGAAAUCAUUUAACUCGUACGUCUCCUUUCGGAGCGCAGAGAUCCAGCUCAUAUGAUCCGUCUCCACCCUUCAAUAUAUGUGAAAAGUAUAAGCAGAAAAGCAUUUAUUUAGUUUCAUGAGUUGUUUUUGUUGAGGUAUCUGCUUCAUAGUGAUAGCUGUCGUGUUCAGUGAUACCUGCAACUUCACGUCCCCCUGAAGCUCUCCGGUCAGAGGGCUGACGGCUCGUCGUUCGUCAUAAAAUAUCUGAGGUAUGGAAAAAACUGAGAAACUGGAGAAAAACGGCAUCAGAACAGAACUGGAUUGAUGACUUUUGAUAGCUAAAAUAGUUAUUUAGCAUUGUUGCUAGUUGUAUGUAGCAUCACACGUUCACACCUUUUUGAGAGUUCAUAAUGUUUUGUAUGUGUUUGGAUGUAAACCCCGAGCCAGUCGUUGGUUGGCCGCACACCUCAUUAAAAGAUCUUUACAAAACCA
Pseudoliparis swirei is the source of this 4079-nucleotide messenger RNA. Its product is annotated as SH3 and cysteine-rich domain-containing protein 2-like. Gene Ontology annotation, molecular function: protein binding. The transcript has 11 exons. Gene Ontology annotation, cellular component: extrinsic component of cytoplasmic side of plasma membrane. The coding region runs from base 462 to 1733 and encodes 423 amino acids. Lineage: Eukaryota; Metazoa; Chordata; Actinopteri; Perciformes; Liparidae. Gene Ontology annotation, biological process: positive regulation of voltage-gated calcium channel activity; positive regulation of protein localization to plasma membrane; skeletal muscle contraction. The record is from RefSeq and is a predicted model, not a curated record.